Messenger RNA from Salvia miltiorrhiza (redroot sage), 1312 nucleotides. RefSeq lists its product as uncharacterized. The record is from RefSeq and is a predicted model, not a curated record. Lineage: Eukaryota; Viridiplantae; Streptophyta; Magnoliopsida; Lamiales; Lamiaceae. The transcript has 6 exons. Bases 150 to 1187 code for a protein of 345 amino acids.
UCGUUAAGAUUUGGACGUCCAUUUUCCGGUUUUCUUUGAAUUGUUGAUGACCCUUCUUCUUCUUCUUCUUCCUUCCAUCAUCAAAUCGUAAGAACACAUCCCUUAAUUACGCACAGGAAAUUAAGGGAUAAUUAAUUAAUUAAUAUAUAAUGGCGUACCGGAGGAGACAAGGUGGGAUGUCAAGAUCAUCCACCUUCAAGGAGGAAAAGAAACCCCCACCCGAUGAAGGAGAAUGGGCCGCCACCUCCUCUCUCGCCGCUCAGGCCAUCGCCGCCUCCACCGCGCACCGUCACUCCACGGGAGGUCCUACGUAUGACUACACGGCAAUGGGAAGCUCGAACGAAACAGGGACGAGUUUUUGGGGAGUUCUUGCUAGAAAAGCUAAGGCCAUUCUCGAGGAUGAUAACAUUAACUCACACCCUGAUCUUCUUCAUUCCCAUAAGAGACUAGACUCACCCAAGGCUCAUAAUCAGAUUCAACAUUCUAAGAAACUAGACACUCCUAUUGCUACUCCUACUUCUACUCCCGCCACGCUUGCUUCUUCCAUGCGGGGCAAAACCUUGGAGGAAGGAGUUACAGGUGCGGAGAAGAAGCAUGAAACUCGCAAAAUACAGAUAGUUAGAAAAGGAAGCAAUCAAGGACACGAGGUGAGUGGAGAACACGGGAAAUCAACAGCAGUUCCACCUAAGAAUCCUACCACCCAAGAAGAUCAGCUCAAGGCAUCUCGCGACGUGGCCAUGGCGACAGCUGCUAAAGCAAAGCUACUGCUGCGAGAGCUGAAAACAAUUAAAGCCGACCUGGCCUUUGCAAAGCAGCGGUGCUCUCAGUUAGAAGAAGAGAACAAGAUCCUCAGAGACGUUCGUGACAAUAAGUGCGGCGCUAGUCCUGCUCACCACGACGACGACAUGAUUCGGAAUCAGCUGGAGACGCUUCUGGCGGAGAAGGCCCGUUUGGCUCACGAGAACUCGGUGUACGCGCGGGAGAAUCGGGUGUUGAGAGAGAUUGUGGAAUACCACCAACUGACGACGCAGGAUGUGAUCUACGUGGAUGAGGGUAGCGAUGAGGUUGCAGAAGUUCAUCCCAUCUUCUACUCUGCUUCGAUGCCGGACUCCCCCACCUCUCCACCUGAAUACGCUAUCUCUCUCUUCAGAAGCGCUUCCGCCACCGCCCAACUCCGAUUUGAAUAAAUUUCAUUGCUUUAAUUCAUUUGCCAUUUCUGUUUUUCAUUGAUUAAUGGAGACACUCUCAUCUCAUUCAAAACAUUCUUUCUUCAUCAUCAAUUUGCAUAUCCAAAGGUGAUCAUAUUCAUAUA